GCAGUGCUACAUCCACUGAUAAUUCAGCAGCUGAGGAACUCAGCAAAGCCUGCUCCAAACUUCUCAGCUGUUGACAGGCUUGACUUGCUGAGAACACUGGUUAAAUAUAGCACAAGCGAGCUCAGCUCAACAAAGUCAUUGCUGUAACACUGUGUGAAGAGACCAGAAGAGGGGAAAUACAAUCUGAGAACUAAACUGCCAAAGCCUAACACCACCUAGCAACAGUUGAAAAAACUUUUAAACAAAAGUCUGGGUGAGACACAGACAGAGUAUACCUCCUACUUCUCCUGCCUGGGAUUUCUGUGAGAAGCAGCUCCGGUUUUCUGUUCUCUACCCCAUUUCCUUCAUUACUUCAGCUGCUGGUAGACCUAGAAAAGUGGGAAAAGUUUCUCUCUUUGUGUUCUCCUGGGCUGGAUCAGUCUACUACUGUGGUAGUGCUGUGGGACGAGCUACUGUGAUCUUGCGGUGUAAAGGAUAUAUUUCUAGGUUCGUGUUGCUGACAGGGAGCAGCAGGGACCCCAGUCAGCCUCAGGUGGGAGCAGCAGAGCGAUGGCAGAGGGACACCUCCAUCCUGAACUCCCUCCUCCCCCCUCCGGACCUAGAUUCUAGCGAAGCCCCUGCUCUGGAAGCAUCCCUCGACACAGGUAGGGAUGAGAUCCCGAAACCAAGGUGGAGAAAGCUCGUCUAACGGGCACUUCUCCAGUUCCAAACCUGUCAUCAGCCAUGCAGAGAAUGAAAAACUUCAGGAGGAUGCCAAGAAAAAGAACAAACCUCAUCGCAAGGAAGAUGAGGUCAUGGUUUCAGCAACUGUCAAACGGCACUCAAAAUCACCUGGACCUACUGAACGAAAGAACAAGAAGUCCAUAGAGCUUUCAAAAGAGGACUUGAUAAAACUCCUCAGUAUAAUGGAAGGAGAACUGCAGGCAAGGGAGGAUGUGAUCCACAUGCUGAAGACAGAGAAAACCAAGCCUGAAGUUUUAGAAGCUCAUUAUGGGUCUGCAGCUCCAGAGAACGUGCUCCGAGUGCUACACAGGGAUGCCAUCCUUGCCCAAGAAAAGUCUAUAGGGGAAGAUGUCUAUGAGAAGCCAAUUUCAGAGCUGGACAGACUUGAAGAAAAGCAGAAAGAGACAUAUCGACGCAUGCUGGAACAGCUCCUCUUGGCAGAAAAGUGCCAUCGUCGCACAGUUUAUGAGCUAGAAAAUGAGAAACAUAAACAUACAGAUUACAUGAACAAGAGCGAUGACUUUACCAACCUCUUGGAACAGGAGCGGGAGAGGUUGAAGAAACUUCUUGAGCAGGAGAAGAUCUAUCAAGCGCGGAAGGAGAAGGAACAUACAAAAAGACUCAAUAAACUAAGAGAAGAACUAGUCAAGCUGAAGUCAUUCGCACUCAUGCUGGUGGAUGAAAGACAAAUGCAUAUUGAACAACUUGGUCAACAAAGCCAGAAAAUACAGGACUUAAACCAAAAACUAAAGGAAGAAGAAGAAAAGCUUAAAAUUAUUAGUGCAAAAACAAAAGAAGAUGGACAAAAACUGAUGAAGUUAGAGGCAGAACUUGAACACAAAACAUCAUCAUUUUCUCAAGAACAUGAGGAGAUGACUGCUAAACUGGCUAAUCAAGAGUCACAUAAUAGACAGCUGAGGCUUAAGCUAGUGGGUUUGACUCGCAGAAUAGAGGAGCUAGAAGAAACUAACAAGAGUCUUCAAAAAGCUGAGGAGGAACUUCAAGAACUAAGAGAUAAAAUAGCGAAAGGGGAAUGCGGUAACUCUAGCUUAAUGGCAGAAGUGGAAAACCUCCGCAAGCGUGUGCUUGAAAUGGAGGGGAAAGAUGAAGAGAUCACAAAAACCGAAUCCCAGUGUAAAGAGCUGAAAAAUAAACUGCAAGAGGAAGAGCACCAUAGCAAAGAGUUGAAACUUGAAGUGGAAAAAUUGCAGAAAAGAAUGUCAGAACUAGAGAAGCUGGAAGAGGCUUUCAGUAAAAGUAAGUCUGAAUGCACCCAGCUACACUGCAACUUGGAGAAAGAAAAGAAUUUGACUAAGGAUUUGAUAAAUGAGUUGGAAGUGGUGAAGACUCGAGUGAAAGACCUUGAGGCAUCAGAAAGCAAGUUGGAAAAGGCUGAAAUAAGUUUAAAAGAUGACCUUACAAAGCUGAAGUCAUUUACUGUAAUGUUGGUUGAUGAACGAAAAAACAUGAUGGAAAAAAUAAAACAGGAGGAAAAAAAGGUUGAGGGUCUAAACAAGAAUUUUAAAGUUGAACAAGGGAAGGUUAUGGAUGUAACAGAGAAACUGAUAGAAGAAAGUAAGAAAUUUUUGAAACUGAAAUCUGAAAUGGAGGAAAAAGUGUCUAGUUUGACAAAGGAAAGGGAUGAGUUAAUUGGCAAACUGAGAAGUGAAGAAGAAAAAUCCUCUGAACUAAGCUGUAGAGUUGACCUGUUAAAGAAAAGAAUUGAUGGUAUGGAGGAAGUAGAAAGAGAAAUUACAAGGGGUCGAACCAGGAAGGGACCAGAGCAUGGUUGUCACGAAGACAACAAGAUAAAAGAACUUACGGUUGAAAUUGAAAGACUGAAAAAACGUCUCAAACAAUUGGAAGUGGUUGAAGGAGAUUUGAUGAAAACAGAAGAUGAAUAUGAUCAGUUAGAGCAGAAAUUUAGGACUGAGCAGGAUAAAGCCAACUUUCUUUCUCAACAGCUGGAGGAGAUGAAGCUCCAGAUUGCCAAAACAAAAGCAAUAGAAAAAGGUGAAGCAGUGAGCCAGGAGGCAGAGUUGAGGCAUAGGUUUCGUCUGGAAGAGGCCAAAAGCAGAGAUUUGAAAGCAGAAGUUCAAGCUCUUAAGGAAAAAAUCCAUGAGCUGAUGAACAAAGAAGACCAGCUUUCUCAGCUCCAAGUUGAUUAUUCAGUUUUGCAGCAAAGGUUUAUGGAAGAAGAAAAUAAAAACAAGAGCAUGGGGCAGGAAGUUCUGAACCUAACAAGAGAGCUGGAGCUUUCUAAGCGUUACAGCCGUGCUCUGAGGCCCAGCAUAAAUGGACGAAGAAUGGUCGAUGUUCCUGUCACGUCCACUGGUGUGCAAACAGAUGCUGUAAGCGGUGAAGCAGCAGAAGAAGAAACUCCCGCAGUGUUUAUAAGGAAAUCCUUCCAGGAGGAGAAUCACAUCAUGAGCAAUCUGCGGCAGGUAGGUCUGAAAAAACCCAUGGAGCGUUCUUCAGUGCUCGAGAGGUAUCCUCCAGCAGCAAAUGAACUUGCAAUGAGGAAAUCUUGGAUACCAUGGAUGAGAAAGAGGGAAACUGGGGCUCAGGGAACUCCUGAUAAAGGAGCCCGAACCCAUGGUAGUCCAGCGCAUCCUGGGGAGGUUGUCCUUGCACCAAAGCAGGGUCAACCUCUUCAUAUUCGAGUGACACCAGACCAUGAGAACAGCACAGCUACUUUGGAGAUAACCAGUCCAACCUCAGAGGAAUUUUUUUCAAGUACCACUGUCAUUCCUACUUUGGGGAAUCAGAAGCCACGAAUAACCAUCAUUCCAUCUCCAAACGUUAUGCCCCAAAAAGGGAAAGGCAGUGAAAGUCCCGUGGGCCCAGAUCGUUCUAUGUCUCCAGUCACUAUAACAACAUUCUCCAGGGAAAAGUCCCCAGAGGGAGGGAGAGCACCCUUCGCUGACAGACCUGCAUCGCCAAUUCAGAUUAUGACAGUAUCAACAUCCGCAGCACCGGCGGAAAUCUCUGUCUCUCCGCAGUCACAAGAUAUGACCAUGGGAAGAGCUGUCUUCAAAGUAACACCGGAAAAACAAACCGUCCCGACUCCAAUCCGCAAGUACAACGCCAACGCCAACAUUAUUACGACAGAAGACAACAAAAUCCACAUCCACUUGGGUUCCCAGUUUAAACGCUCUCCCAGUGCUGCACCGGAUGGCACGAGUCCUGUGAUAACAGUCAGACCGGUGAACAUAGCAGCAGAAAAAGAAGUUGUGACUGGUACCGUCCUUCGAUCACCCCGGAACAACCUGUCCUCGCGACCUGCAGCAAGCAAGGUGACAAGUACUAUCACUAUAACUCCUGUUACAACGUCUUCCACCCGAGGAACACAAUCAGUGACAGGACAGGAUGGGUCAUCCCCGAGACCUACACCCACCCGCAUUCCUGUGUCAAAAGGUAUGAAAGCAGGAAAGCCAGUAGUGGCAGCCCCAGGAGCAGGAAAUGUGACAAAAUUCGAGCCUCGUGCCGAGACUCAGUCUAUGAAAAUAGAACUGAAGAAAUCUUCAGCCAGCAGCUCUGCCUCCCUGGGCGGGGGUCAGGGCUGAUGGCAGUGGCUCAGGGGAGAGUGUCAUCAUUCACCAGUUACGCAUGAACUCUAGAUGAGUUACCGCCCCCACUACGUGCUCUCUGUGUGCACUACCCUCCUUGCCAGUUGGAUGGAUCACUGUAGAAGCUCUCUACCAUCAACACCAGGGUCACUUGUGCUACUGAUUAUUCGUGGAAGAAUUUAUUGCUUCCAUUAGAUUUUAUAUAUUUUUUUUCUUGGUAGAGCGUUAAGAGUGAAGGGCCUUGAUGAUGUUUUGAAAGUACGUAGUCAGAGAGAGAGAGAGAAGCAGUCUUUCUGCCAGCUGAAUUUCACUUUUAUUUGCAAAGCCUAAGGCACGUGCUUGAUUUUGUUUGAUGUUUGCCAUAUAAUUUAUUUUUAUAAUACACUUUGUAAAGUACCUGUCCCAAAGUUGCAAUUCCUAUUGUCCAUGGCGCAUUUAUUUGUAGAAUACACUGUCAAAUUCGCAAUUUGAUAUUUUUGUAAUAGAGAGUAUGUAAAGAAAGAAAAAAUUUAACUUCAACAAUGUUUUGUGUUUAAAUGGAAAAAUAUUCAGCACAUUUUUUUUUUUUUUUGCCAUCAUGAGAUUCUGUGAGACUAAAUACUCUGAAGACUGCUGUAUGGAAUUUGUACUAUUGCAGAAUAUUUCUUGCACUGUGUGAUGGUUUGGCAUAAAUUUAAGUAUUAAAGUCCAAUGCCUUGAAAUACAACCAGAUUUACUCAUUUUAAACAAUGUAAGCCAGUUUUUAAAGCUGUGAUUUUUUUUUCUAUAUAUGUUUUUACUUCUGCCUGUACCAAAAAAAGUUGAUUUUCAUUACACUGUAACUAAUAAAUUUUCACAACUAUGCAAAUGUAA
Molecule: messenger RNA, 5144 nt
Organism: Phalacrocorax carbo (great cormorant)
Lineage: Eukaryota; Metazoa; Chordata; Aves; Suliformes; Phalacrocoracidae
Source: RefSeq, a predicted model, not a curated record